CCUUGGGCCGCGCGUCGCCGGGCUGCACUGCAAACUCCCGGCGCGGAGGAGGCCGGAGCGACACCCAGGACGGCCGGGCCCUGCCGGGAGGAGGCGCCGCGGGUGGUGACAGGUGCCGGCGCUGGGGCGACGCUUGAGCCUCACUUCAGUUGGCGGAGGAGGAAGAGGAGGAGGAAGGGGCCGGGUCUCCGCCCCUCGCGCUCCGGAUGGAUGUGCCCGGCCCGGUGUCCCGGCGGGCGGCGGCGGCGGCGGCCACCAUGCUCCUGCGCACGGCGCGGGUCCCGCGCGAGGGCUGGCUCCUGCCCACCUCGCUGCUCUGCGCCUACGGCUUCUUCGCCAGCCUCAGGCCGUCCGAGCCCUUCCUGACGCCCUACCUGCUGGGGCCCGACAAGAACCUGACCAAGAGGGAGCUCCUUCCACAUUCAUCUCAGAGUCCUAAGUCCAGCACGGCCAGGGACUCAUCUCCUGGUCUAUACUUGAAGAGGAGAUCUCAGCUUGGAGAAAGCCUCCCGUACGUCUUCAAUGAAAUUUAUCCAGUAUGGACUUACUCUUACCUGGUGCUGCUGUUUCCUGUGUUCCUUGCCACAGACUACCUCCGUUACAAACCCGUUGUUCUGCUGCAAGGGCUCAGCCUUAUCGUCACAUGGUUCAUGCUGCUCUAUGCCCAGGGACUGCUGGCCAUUCAGUUCUUGGAAUUCUUCUAUGGCAUCGCCACAGCCACUGAAAUCGCCUAUUACUCUUACAUCUACAGUGUGGUAGACCUGAGCAGGUACCAGAAAGUCACAAGUUACAGUCGAACUGCCACCUUGGUGGGCUUCACAGUGGGCUCAGUCCUAGGGCAAAUCCUCGUCUCAGUGGCAGGCUGGUCCCUGUUCAGCCUGAAUGUCAUCUCUCUUACCUGUGUUUCUGUGGCUUUUGCCGUGGCCUGGUUUCUGCCUAUGCCACAGAAGAGCCUUUUUUUUCACCAUGUUCAUUCUACCUGCAAGGGAGUGAAUGGUAUCAAGAUACAAAAUGGUGGUAUUGUGACUGACACCUCAGCUUCUAACCACCUUCCUGGGUGGGAGGAUGUUGAGUCAAAAAUCCCUCUAAAUGUGGAGGACCCUCCCGUGGAGGAACCGGAGCCCCAGCCAGACCGGCUCCUCGUGCUGAAGGUACUGUGGAAUGACUUCUUGAUGUGCUACUCCUCCCGCCCUCUGCUCUGCUGGUCCGUGUGGUGGGCCCUCUCCACCUGUGGCUAUUUUCAAGUGAUCAACUACACACAGGGCCUGUGGGAGCAGGUGAUGCCUUCUCGCUAUGCUGCUAUCUAUAACGGAGGUGUGGAGGCCGUUUCCACCUUACUGGGUGCUGUUGCCGUUUUUGCAGUUGGUUACAUAAAAAUUUCCUGGUCCACUUGGGGAGAAAUGACACUGUCUCUGUGUUCUCUCCUGAUUGCGGCCGCAGUGUACAUCAUGGACACCGUGGGUAACAUUUGGGUGUGCUACGCGUCCUAUGUUGUCUUCAGAAUCAUCUACAUGUUACUCAUCACUAUAGCAACCUUUCAGAUUGCAGCAAACCUCAGCAUGGAGCGUUAUGCCCUAGUGUUUGGUGUCAACACCUUCAUUGCUCUGGCCCUGCAGACGCUGCUCACACUCAUUGUAGUCGAUGCCAGUGGCCUUGGCUUAGAAAUUACCACUCAGUUCCUGAUCUACGCAGGUUAUUUUGCACUCAUCGCUGUGGUUUUCCUGGCUAAUGGUAUAGUCACUAUUAUGAAGAAAUAUACAAAGCAGGAAGAUCCAGAGUCAAGUUCUCAAGUAACCACUUCAUAAUUCACUACUGACAAGCUUCUUAUAGCAAGAACUCCGCACAGCCACAGUCCCUGGAUGUAUUUAAUUUUUUAAGGUGUAGAACAUAUAUUUAUGAAUGUGCAUUUCAUGGCUUCAAAGCAGCCAAUUGACUAUACCUGUGUUCCCAGCAUAACAUAAUCGUGUUCAGAGGAACAGAAGGAAAGUUUGUUUAUUUAAGGAUGACUUUUUUUCUGAUUCAGAAGUGAACUUGAUUUUGAAAACCAAGCCAUGGCGAGCAGUAAAACAGCACAUGGUGUUGUAUACUUGAUAGCAAGUGAGCUUGGUGUCUCAUAGGUCAAGUACUUCUACAUCUGAUUAAACAGAAGCUUGAGACCAGGGUCUCACAGGGGCCACAGAUGUUACAGGUCAAGAUAGGAAUAUGUUGUAACAGCACCUGUCUCUGUACAACUUAAUUCUUAUUUUGUGUUACUCAUGUGCACUUGCUUUCUACAGAUGAAAGUUGUUCCUAUCACAGGCAGUAUUUGCCCUAGUAAGUUAUGUUUAAGAAUUCAUUGUAUGAAUGUUCUCAGUUCCCAUCUUGCCAGUUCCGUAUUUGUGUAGAUUUUUGUUUGAAAUACAUGUUUGCAUCAUUUUAUGCUUCCCAGAGGAGCUCAUUUAGUUAGAAAAUAAGGCACGUUUGAAGCCUGCUAAUAAGCUGAGUGAAGAGAACUAAUCAGAAAAUGCAGGUAGAUUUCCUCAUCUUUUAUUCCUCCAUAGGAAGGACUGUUCAUUCCAUGAUGAAAAGUUAAAAUUUGGGCUAAAGACACAACUAGCCCACUCUGUAUUUGCAUUCCCUUUUAUUUCCAAAAUAAAAUGAAAAAGUCUUUUUUAAAAUAACUUCAUCUCCAUUUAUAACUUUUAUAUUUGUCCUUCUUAUCCAAGAUAAGGUUGUCAUUAGGAGUUGGAUUAUUCCAAGGCCUUUUUCACAAACUGAGCCUUUUUGAUGAUUUCAAUGGGACAGGAACCAGGAUAGAGACGAUUCCUGCAUUUUGUACAUUAAAUCUGCCUUUGCUCUAAAGGUGGAUCAUCUUUAAUAUUUGCUUAAAAUAACUGCUAGUGAUUCCAGUUCCAAGGUACUUGAAAAAAUAUUAUGUAUACAUUUAUACAUUAACAAAUCAGCCAACCUACCUAGUGGCUGCUAGAAUAUGUGAGACGUGAAGAGGACUUUAAAGCCAACUUUGUUGCCUUAUCUUGAAAAGAACCUCGUUAGCUGCUUUCAUCUGGGGGUGUUAAUAUUUUUCGAAUGACACAGCUAAACUGUGAAUAAUAGUGUCAAGAUUGCAAAAUUGACAUAUAUUUGGUUUAAGCAGGAACUCUAAAAGUAAAUGAAUAGAAUAAGAAUAGGUCAUUUUCCAUUCAACGUCUUUUUGGAUAUAGGGAAAGGAAAAGAACACUAGCUAUGGAAGGGAAGGGGACAUGAUGUCUUAAAGUAACAGCCUGGAAUUCUUUUAUCUUUUAUUUUAUUUUGCUAUAUAGGGAAUUGUUUAUGAAGAAACAAAAGAAGAGUGGUACUUGAGGGAUUUUAUUUAAUCUUUUUAAAUAAAAUGGACUGUUAUAUAAUCAAAGUGUUCACAUUACCAAAGCAUUAUCUCCCUGGAAUUUAAUUUGAAGUCUGUGGCACACAACUGGAGCCUUUACUUAUUAAGACAGUAACAGGUUCACGUCUUGGUGGGUGGCCAUGUUUGCAGAAUGCUGAACACUAUUUGCAAGUUGUACUGUAUGCAGUUUUGCAAAGUGGAAAUAAUUUGUUGUACUUUUUAUUCAAUUCUGUAUAGCUUAUAAAAUUAUUUUUAUUAAAUAAAUAUUUUACGGUAUA
Messenger RNA from Eptesicus fuscus (big brown bat), 3639 nucleotides. It is a transcript of the gene SLC19A2, whose product is annotated as solute carrier family 19 member 2. The transcript has 7 exons. Gene Ontology annotation, cellular component: plasma membrane. The coding region runs from base 207 to 1805 and encodes 532 amino acids. NCBI's taxonomy places the organism in Eukaryota, Metazoa, Chordata, Mammalia, Chiroptera, Vespertilionidae. The record is from RefSeq and is a predicted model, not a curated record. Gene Ontology annotation, biological process: transmembrane transport; vitamin transport. Gene Ontology annotation, molecular function: vitamin transmembrane transporter activity.